AUGACGGUAAAUCUGACAGAAAUGGUUACUAUGGCGACGCCGGAGUUCAAUACAACAAUUUCUACAAGCACGGACUUAGCCAGCUCUCCAAUGACCGUGGAAGUGUUCGCGGUGGUUCUAAUGGCGAUCCUAAUUGUUUUCACAUUCCAGGGAAAUCUGUGGAUUAUAAUAACGAUCAUGGCCACUGACCGGUUGAGGUCAUCGCUGGCCAAUAUUUUGGUUAUAAAUGUGUGCACCAUUGACCUACUGGCCUCGAUUGUAGUCCUGCCCUUAUCUGCACUGACCUUUCUCAGAGGGCUGGACACUCUAGCCAAGCAGACGUGUACCGUCACCGGAUUCUUCAACACGUUGGUGAUGGUUUCCUCAAUGCUGUCCUUGUGUGCGGUGUCGAUGGAGAGGUUUUACUCCAUCUCUCUUCCCAUGCACUACGCUGGACAUGCUACGCCCUGCAUCUACCUGAUGGUGGUCAUCUUCAUUUGGUGCUCAAGUCUUGUUCUAUCCGUGCUGCCUUUGACAGGUUUCGGUGCUUACAGUUACCAGCCAGCAAAGAGAACUUGCACCUAUACCUCACAGGAACAUUCCAGCCCAGGCAGCACGUUCGUCAUCCUUAUAUUUGUCACGUCCUUCAUAAUUCCUUCACUGAUCAUGGUCGUCAUGUAUGUCAGUGUCUUCCGUGUUGCCAGAAAGGCUGCAGCCACGGUCAGACCCCAGUCUAAACCUGACAAUGGAAUCAAAACUGAAUGUACUGCCACCAGACAACCCAUAUAUAGUAUCUCAAUCCAUUCUGCUCAGAGAAGCACCAAGACAAAUCCUUCCCCGCGAGACAUACAGCGGGUCUUCACAUUAAACGAUUCUGAAUAUUCAAAGAAUAUAUAUUGUAAUGAAAAUUGCACAUAUACAGAAGGCUAUAGCUCUCACCCAGCAGAGAUCACAAACAACGAGUCAUCACUUCAGCUGCCACCACAGGACAAGUACGACAACAAGCAAGGCCAAACUUGCCAGGCAAAGAUCUGGUCACAUGAACACGUACACCAAGGUAAAGUUCGCUGUCAAUUUCUGUGUGUCUGCUGCAGGAAGCAGCGCUCAAUCAUCUCAGUGCCUCACGUCCGGUCUCCAGACUCACAGCUCAUCCCGACUGUACAUCAAACAGAAGCAGUCGCAGAGAUCGGCGCCAAGGAUAACUCCCAUGGCGUUUCUUUUGCCAUGAGAAAGGUGAAGGCUAGCCACGUCAAAGCUCUGAGAACGCUGAUGAUAAUUGUGGUCAGCCAUCUCAUUGUAUGGGUUCCUUAUUUCGCGUGUCAGAUUUACGAACUAGCAUCUGGGCAGAUGGUGCCACAAGUCACAGGUAUCAUCGUUACGUGGCUGAGUUUCACCAGUUACACAGCAAACCCGUGUCUAUAUGGUCUAAUGAACAGAACGAUCAGGGAAGAAUUAGGGCAGCUCCUGAAGACCACCUGUGUCUGGGGUUGCUGCUGCAGCUGUUCUAACGGGGUCGUCACUUGGAGACGCCCAUGCCGUUAUCCUCCUGCAGACGAGGAAUCUGGGUCUGGGGAGGGUGAAAACUUCUACCAGUUCUUACAGAGAACCCAGGCAAGUGACUCCACGCCACCUGUCAACAUAGACGCAGAAAGAAACAGAUGA
Molecule: messenger RNA, 1641 nt
Organism: Candidula unifasciata
Lineage: Eukaryota; Metazoa; Mollusca; Gastropoda; Stylommatophora; Geomitridae
Source: the annotation of a GenBank genome assembly